Molecule: messenger RNA, 2434 nt
Organism: Aspergillus steynii IBT 23096
Lineage: Eukaryota; Fungi; Ascomycota; Eurotiomycetes; Eurotiales; Aspergillaceae
Product: putative C6 transcription factor
Exons: 6
Coding region: 257-2332 (691 amino acids)
Biological process (GO): DNA-templated transcription; regulation of DNA-templated transcription
Cellular component (GO): nucleus
Molecular function (GO): DNA-binding transcription factor activity, RNA polymerase II-specific; DNA binding; zinc ion binding
Source: RefSeq, a predicted model, not a curated record
CAGACCCAGAAAACCAGACCCUGGACCGACAUAUCUUGCCGCCCGUAAGCCGGAAAGAGGCCAUUCUUUCCCCCUCCUCGAAUAACCCGCUUUCCAGCUCCCCGAACGUCAUCUGUUAUGGCCGUCCGCCGGUAUGGGCCUGUUCCUAGCCACCUAGACACUGCUCCGGCGACGCUGUUAAAUUAGACUUCUGCAUUCCAAGGGAAGAAUCGUCCGCUCUUCGUCGAUUUGGGUGCUUUUUUCCUGCGCAAAGAUAAUGCCGCGCGAAGGCAGUCGCGGGCGAUUACGAUCCCACGAAGCUUGUCUGAACUGCCGGAGGAAGAAGGUCCGGUGUCCCGCCGAGAAGCCGUCGUGCUCCAGCUGCGUUCGCCUCAAUCAGGCGUGUCUCUACGCGUCCGCCCGCAGGACAUCCCGGGGCGACUAUUCGGACGACAGGCUAGCAUUCCUCGAAGAGAAAGUAAAUCUCCUCUUGAGUGGCUCCAGACCCAUCCAGUCCGGCAUUCCGGAAGAACCGGCCGAUGAACCAAGUGAUAUUUCUCCCCAGUCGUCGACGACCACGCAGGCGGCGCCAGCCGAGUUGAACCAUGCCAUCCAUGACUCGAUCUCGCCCGGUUUUAACUUCGAGAAUGUCAAUCUACACCCCUGCUCGUCCGCCAUCGUGAAAGCAGUCGAUCUCUACUUUGAUUAUUGUCAUCGCCAGCCCAUCUGGUGCUUCGGCCGUGAGGAUGUCGAGGAUCUGAGUUGCCUGUCCGAGGAACUCGUCUGCAGCAUCAUCGCGCUAACCUCUCGGUUCUCGCGAGAGCGCGAUCAGCUGCAGCGCUAUGGCGACUAUGCCCGACAUCUGGUGAUGCUGCGCGUGGCCAGCGGGACGGUGGAGUUGGAGACCAUGGAGAGUCUCUGCCUGCUCUCGUACUGUGCUUUUAUGGACGGAAACCUCCAGCUCGCUCGAUUCCAUCUCGGCAUGGCGUUCCAGCUCUGUCGCUCCGCCCAACUGGACCUCGAGUCCACGUAUAACAUGGGUACGCAGUCUGCCGACCGCAAAAAGAGACUGUUCUGGACGUUGCAGACGCUCGAGCAGUCGUACGGGCAGCAGAAUGGCAUUCUCAGCCACUCGGGGGAAAGUCUGCGACCGUUCUACGUGUCUGCGGUCGGCGACCAGGGAGAUUCCAGACUGCCGUCUCUGCCUCGCGACGAGAUCGGCUGUGCCGGCUCCGACGACAUGGGGAUCUGGAACCUGACGGCGCAUUUUGGCUGGGUCUGGAGUCGAGUCCGCACGUACGUGUCCGACGUGGCGCAGAACCGACUGAAGGAGCCGUGGCGACACGACUCGAUGUACGCGAUGAUCCAGUCCGAUCUGACGGAAAUGGAGAACAAGCAUUCGCAUUGCCAUCGAUACGAGUCGGUCAAGUUCUACGAGCGCCGCCCCGACGAACUGCGAGUCAAUCGCGACUACUGGGUGCCAUGGUUGAAGCUACAGUUCACAUACCACUCCAUUCUCACCGUGCUCAACCACCCCUUCCUCUACAUCGCGGCGUCGCAGUACAACGACAACCUCACUAUUCCGAACACCUUCUGGCGCCGAUCCUCCGAGCUCGUGCUGCUGCAUGCCACCUGGGUUGUGCGGCUGAUCGACAUGGUCACCGACAAGAAGCUGCAGCUCGUGGAUCCCUUCUUCGGCCAGGCAGCGCUGAUCGCAGCCACCGUUCACCUCUACUAUUGUUGUGCUGCUGACCCUAGACUAAAGCAAAAGUCGAAAGUGGAUCUGGCCAAGUGCCGACGAUUUCUGCAGCGCUUCGUCUGGUUCUCCCCGGCCUGCAGUGCCCUGAAUCAAAUCCUCCGCCGAAUCACGCGCAUUGCCGGAGCAGAGUCAAUCGAUUCCAACUGGGCGCCCUCCAAAAUCCACCUGAGUAUCCCCUUUAUGUGGGCAGUGUUGCAGGUGGACGGGUGUAUCCCCCGGGGCCUAUCCACCGACGGCGUCCUGCAUCCCUCUCUGGCGCCCUCUCGCGAGGACAUUGACGAAGACUCGACACCCACGCUGGAGGUGAUCGUAGCGAUGUCGCCCGAAGUGACCGUCAACACGGCGGACGGAGGCCAAGCCGCCCACAUGGCCCCGCACAUGGUGUACAUCUCGUCCGCUCCGACAUCGCGCCAGGAUAUUCCCCUGACCGAUCGGCUGGUCGCUCCGGCUGACAGCCUGAUGUUCAACACGCCGUGGCUAUGGACAGAUCCGGGGCAGCUGGUGGACAUGGACGGCAUGGGAUAUCAGGAGUCAGAGCCGGCGAUGGGUGAUAUCGAAGGGUUCUCUACGUGGUGGGAUUUUGGGAACUUGUAAAGGAUGAGGCUCUCGAUAGAAAAGAAAGGCGUUUGGAAGAAGGAUCCUGGGAGUUCUUUGCAUACUCAAGCCAAUGUACAUGUUUUGUUGCACAUGAAAGAC